AUGGAUGAGCACCUUCUUCCGAGAGGGACUCAGGAUUGGGGGAACGCACAGAGCACACGUCUCUUUGCUCUUUGCGGUAUGGGUGGAAUCGGGAAGACUGACCUCGCAGUAGAGUAUGCGCACUCCAGGAGAGACAAGUUUGCGGCCAUCUUUUGGCUGGAAGCAGGCGGUGUGUCGCAACUUGCUUCGGAUUUCGGCCGCAUCGCAUCUCAUUUAAGGCUUCAGACCGCUGAAGAGAAUAAAAGCCUCGAAUCAAGCAUAGAGAUAGCCAAGGCCUGGCUUACCAAACCGAGGAGUAGCAACGACAGCGAGAAUGAGAACUGGUUGCUCAUCUUCGACAGCGCUGACAACCUGGAUGUUAUCACUGACUACGUCCCGUACCACGGAAAUGGCUCGGUGCUUGUAACUAGUCGGGAUCCCUUUGCAAAGGAACACUUCUUCUCCAAUGGAUCUGGGAUCGACAUGGAGCCUUUAUCAACAACCGACUCCGCAACGCUUCUCCGGAAAUUGAUCACGAAAUCAGAGCAAGAUCGAAACAUGGAUGAACAAACUGCGUCGAUUGAGUUGGCAAAUCAUCUGGCAGGGUUGCCUUUAGCCAUGGCUCAGAUGGCGGGGUUCAUUCGGCGCAGAAACCUUUCAAUUCGAGAAUUCGUGAGCCUGUACGCCACAGACGCUCGCUAUGCGGAGAUCCACAACUUGCUUGCCUUCAUGAACCCUGAUCGAAUACAAGAGUACAUAUUCCUGAACACUCAGACGUCUAAAGAGAAAGGUAAUCUCUACUGGACCAAUUCGGUUUUCGAGAGCGCCCGAUACGAGCUUCUUGCGUCCUCUAUUAUCAAGCGUAAUAUUCACAAAAAAGAACUGUGGAUUCAUCGCGUGAUACAAGCAGAGGUCCGAACUCGCAUUGACGAGAGCCAUCGCUACCCAACAUUCAAGGAUGCAGUAUCUCUACUCGCUAUAGUCUGGGCACCUGGAGAUCACUGCAGCCAGCAAAUCAAGAGGUGGGCGGUAUGUGAGCAUUUACUACCCCGCCUAGAGCGAUCUUACCAGCUCUACCUCGAGUACGCCGAUUCUUGGGACCUCCAUGAAGUGGACCCAACGUUUCCUAUGCUUCUGAACGAAGCAGCAGUAUAUCUUCACGAACGAGGCGUCUCGCACGAGGGAAAACCUUAUUUGAGAUUGGUGCUCUCAUUGUGCGAGCAGUUCAACAUUACCAAGGAGCCUUUGGUUAGCGAUAUGCACCUUACUAUGGGUGCAUUAGCAAAUGAGACGAACGAUGCUCAAACGUGUCUAGAGCACAACAUUUUGUGUCUCUCGAUACGGAAAGCUGAAGCCGCAAAGGGCAAUGAACCCGACUUGAGACUCGCUUUUGCUCACAUGGAUCCAGAUGAGUUUGGCUUCCCGGUCUGCAAUCUAGGGUUGGCAUAUUGGGUUCAAGGGGAGCUUGAUGCUGCGGACAAAACCUUGACAGACCUGCUCAUACAGCGAGAGAAACUUCAUGGAAAGUUGGACAGAGUGUCUUACAAAACGGGAAGGGUCCUCCAUGCUCUUGGGAAUGUAAGAUCUAGCAAAGCAAUGCGUCUGGAGGCCGAGGGGGAUCAUGAGUCUGCAAGCAAAUUCUGGGAUGAAGCCUUCGCCAUACAUAAGGACUGCCUCAAGCAGUAUGAAUCGACAUUGGACCGGUUCAACCACCGCACGGCCGAUGCUUGUCAUAAGCUAGCUGAGCACUAUAUCCGGAGGAAGGAACAUACCUUGGCCCAGACCUACUUCGACCGCGCCCUAAGUAUCUGGGGAGACCGUCAAUGGUAUAAAAACGAGUCCGCGCGCUCAUCAUUCUUGCGUGGUGUUCACUUGCUGUCUCUGGGUGGCGAGCAGAACGUCGAGAUGGGAAAUCGUUGGGUCGAACGGGCGAAACUACUUCGACGAGAGAUCUGA
Molecule: messenger RNA, 1935 nt
Organism: Trematosphaeria pertusa
Lineage: Eukaryota; Fungi; Ascomycota; Dothideomycetes; Pleosporales; Trematosphaeriaceae
Product: tetratricopeptide repeat domain-containing protein
Exons: 6
Coding region: 1-1935 (644 amino acids)
Molecular function (GO): ADP binding; protein binding
Source: RefSeq, a predicted model, not a curated record